This is a messenger RNA of Coprinopsis cinerea okayama7#130, 1748 nucleotides long. RefSeq names its product endoplasmic reticulum protein. The coding region runs from base 10 to 1662 and encodes 550 amino acids. The record is from RefSeq and is a predicted model, not a curated record. Gene Ontology annotation, molecular function: protein binding. Gene Ontology annotation, cellular component: glucosidase II complex. Lineage: Eukaryota; Fungi; Basidiomycota; Agaricomycetes; Agaricales; Psathyrellaceae. The transcript is spliced from 9 exons. Gene Ontology annotation, biological process: N-glycan processing.
UCUAGUACCAUGGUGUCCUGGCUCUUGCUUCUCCCUCUCCUUCCACUCUCCGUCACCGCAGCAAGCGGUCGAGACAAACUACUAGGCGUCGACCCCGCGUUAAUCAAGAAAUAUACACCGUCCAAGUCUAACACUUGGAAGUGUCUGGAUGGGUCAAAGGAGAUUCCAUGGAGUGCUGUGAAUGAUGAUUAUUGCGACUGUAGAGACGGAAGUGAUGAACCAGGAACCAGCGCUUGCCCGAACAGUCGAUUCUAUUGCCAAAACAAGGGGCACAUAGGAUCCUUUAUACCCAGUUCGAGAGUGGGAGACGGUCUUUGCGAGCCCGACUGUUGCGACGGUUCCGACGAGAAGCCUGGAGUUUGUCCCAACCGAUGCAAGGAAAUCGGAGACGCCUAUAGAAAGGAGCGCGAGGCUUUGGAGAAGAUUCAAAGGACGGGCGCUAAAAUCCGCUCGACCUAUAUUGCCUUUGCUCACAAGGAAAAGGCACGCUUGGAGGCUUCUAUAGAGAGACUGGACAAGGAAAUCAAGGAAAAGGAGAAGGAGGUAGAGAAACUGCGAGACGUCGCCGAACGCACAGAGUCUCUAUCCCAAGCGGCUAUCGAACACAAGAAGCAGUCACCUCUGUACAAGUCCAUGCAAACACACAACAUCGCCCUCCGCUCCCUCCAACGCGAGUACAAGAAGCACCUCGAACGCGAGAAAGCCCUCGGCAACAUCCUCGACGCCCUCCGUACCGGCUACAACCCCAACUACCAAGACAUGGCCGUCCUCGAGGCCGUCCGUGGAUGGGAAGAACUCGCCGGCCUUCCUCACAUUAACGACGUCAAGAAGGGCGACGACGCGGAUGAUGUAGAGGUCGAGGUUGAGGCAAAGGAAGAGGAGGAACCCGUCGAUGAUGGACUCUGGACCCCGGAUCAGGUCGAGUACCAGAUUGACAAUGUCAUCGCUACGGAUUAUACGGCGUUGCUUUUGGAGCAUGAGGAACAUAUCAACCAACCUCUCGAGGACAACAUCUUGUUUGAUCUUGCGAACUACAUCCCAGACUCCCUCCUGCCUUACUUCGACGACGCCAAAGACGCAGUGGUUGGGCUGUUGUCGAAACUUGGUAUUGUCAAGGAUGACUCGGUUUCCAGCUCAGCCACCGCCGAGGCUCAGCGUGCCCAACAGGCUCUCACCCAAGCCCAAAGCGCUUUAAUGCGUCUGCACAACGAGAAGGCUGAGGCCCAGAAGGACAUUGACGAGGUCUUUGCCCCUGAAGCGUUCGGUACCCGUGGAGAGUGGAAGAAAUUGGAUAACGAGUGCCUGAACCUUAACACUGGAGACUACACUUACGAGUUGUGCCUGUUCAAGGAAGCUAAGCAGAAGCCUAAUAGCGGUGGCCAGACUUUCAGUCUAGGACGCUUCAGCUCAUGGAAUAACGCUCCCGGUGUCGAAGUCGGCUCACCAGAGUACUACUCGAAGAUGUUCUACAAGCACGGUACGAGGUGCUGGAACGGUCCUGAACGAAGCGUCGUGGUUCUAUUGAGCUGCGGAGUCGAAAACGCUGUGACGAACGUUCAAGAGCUCGAAAAGUGCGAGUACCAGUUCACUGCAACGACACCUGCGCUGUGCUUGCCGCUCGAUUCCAAGAGUGGUAAUGCUGGUAACAAGGAGGAGCUCUAGGUUACCGCUUCAGUGAGCCAUUGGACUUCAUCGUGGUAUCUAUUUGAUAGAAAUAUCGCUAUCGCUAAUGAAAUUAUUUGGAAAGG